CACUGUUUCUAAGUUAGCAAACUCCAGUCCUUUUCUUUUCCCAAUUUCAAAAUUAAUUUGUAAAACAAUAAAAAAAAAAAGAGAAGAAUCUUUGAAGAGAGCCUCAAUAAAUUGUAAAACAAGGCCGCUAAAGUAUAGGAUUUGUAGCGUUUGGAGCGGCCACAUAUCACAUACUGCGAAAAUUCAUUUAGAAAUGGCGACAGCUGCAUCCUCUUCAUCCUCCAUGGUAGCCACCGCCGUUUUGAUUCCUCGUUUUCCGGCAGCCUCCGUUAGAACUACCGGCUGCAGUGCCUUGCCGCCUCUACCUCCUCGCGUUUCAACCGCUUCCUUGUCUUUUUCCUCUUCCGUUAAGCUAAUCCCAGAAUCCAAGAGGUUUUCUCUGCUGCAGACAAAAGCCUCAGAAGAGACCUCUGUUGAUGCUGGUGAUCUUUUCGCUGACUUGAAGGAAAAGUGGGAUAAAGUUGAGGACAAGACCACAGUUGUUCUUUAUGGUGGUGGGGCAUUAGUUGCUGUUUGGCUAUCAUCAAUUCUUAUUAGUGCCAUUAACUCGGUCCCUUUGCUUCCGAAGAUAAUGGAGUUGGUAGGAGUUGGAUACACAGGAUGGUUUAUCUACAGAUACCUUCUCUUCAAGUCAAGCAGGAAAGAACUAGCCACGGAUAUCGAGGCACUGAAGAAUAAGAUUACUGGAACUGAAUAGAUGCCCAACAAUGUCAUGUUCAUUUAUUUGCUAUCAUUAUCUUUUUACUCCUUUUUUGUAACCUGUAAAAGACACAUCAAUAUCCUGUAAUUGUAGGAUUGCUGUGCAUGAAAUAUUGUUUUAUUUGGCCUGUUAAUGAGAUGAUACUUGUCAA
Gossypium raimondii (Peruvian cotton) is the source of this 851-nucleotide messenger RNA. Its product is annotated as protein CURVATURE THYLAKOID 1A, chloroplastic. The record is from RefSeq and is a predicted model, not a curated record. Lineage: Eukaryota; Viridiplantae; Streptophyta; Magnoliopsida; Malvales; Malvaceae. Gene Ontology annotation, cellular component: thylakoid; chloroplast thylakoid membrane. The transcript is spliced from 5 exons. The coding region runs from base 194 to 697 and encodes 167 amino acids.